This is a messenger RNA of Physcomitrium patens, 2569 nucleotides long. RefSeq names its product protein DMR6-LIKE OXYGENASE 1. NCBI's taxonomy places the organism in Eukaryota, Viridiplantae, Streptophyta, Bryopsida, Funariales, Funariaceae. The record is from RefSeq and is a predicted model, not a curated record.
GGAGGAGGUGGUGGUGGUGGAGAAGUGGGCCAGUAGCGAGUAAAAGAAAGCACAUCCCACUGUUUUAUGGUAUGGUUUGGUCUGGAAUGGUAGAGGGGGAGCUAGGGGGGGAAUGAGUCUUGGUCGGCUUGACCGGGCGGGAAUAGACCACUCGGCCAGGCUUCGAGUGGAAGCUGCUGGGCGAGUCGACGACUUUCGCUUUUCCUGAUCGUCUGCUGGCUAUAGUUCGAUUUUUUUGCUUGCCUGGGUGUCAUACUCCAUCGAAGCGUGUGAGAGGGAUUGUUGACGACAUUUCUUGCGGAAGCAGCUGAUAGCGGUGAGUCGUCGUCUGGAGAGUGGAGGAUUUGAGAGUGCGAGGGGUCGCAGUGAAGUGCACUGCACUGGCAGAAAUACUCGUGAGCAGCCUUUCUAUGUAGUUUUGGCGUUGGCUCUUGAUUUUUUCAAGUCUUUGUGAAGACGUCGUGCAGUCGUAAGUUUGGUUUAUUCUCUAGAAGACUAUUGAUCAAAGAAGCUGAUUGCUGGGGGGUAAUAAACGUUUUGAAGGCGAGGAUUCUCGUAAGAGGUUGUAGUCGAUUGGAAGGUGUAAGUUGGGUGUAAAUUAGGUUAGGGGGAUUCUGGGGACGAGAGACAGUUGGAGAGAUGGCGCCGCAGCUUCUGCCAUCGCAUGCGCACAAUGCAGCGGAUCUGGAAGCGGUUCUGUCGAAUGCCGACACAACCGUACGGAACAAGAGCCUCAUGUUCGCGCUCAUGCACAAGGUGCAGGAGCUGCCGCCCAUGUUCGUUGAAGCGGAGGACCAGCGCCCCGUGCUGGAGAUGGAGGCGAAGGCGAGUGACAUGAUCCCCAUUGUGGACUUGUCGCUCUUGAACUCUGAUGACCCGGCGGUGCGAAACGCCCUCGUGGCUGACAUUGCCGAGGCGUGCGAGAAAUUUGGCUUCUUUCAGGUCAUGAAUCACGGCGUGGAGGAAAGUUUGAUUCGCAGGUGCGAGGCAGAGGCGCACACGAUGUUCGAGCUUCCGCUGGAGGUGAAGGAGCGAGUCCACCGGCCUCCUCAGACCUCCUUCGGCUACGGAGCCAAUACUUGGGUCAACCAGACUGUUAUGCACUGGGCUGAGAGCUUCCACAUGCAGCUGUAUCCGAAAUCAAACAUCCGAGAAUUCUCGAGUAAACUCUUCGCCGAAAGCGAUCCCACCAAAUUCAGCUCGACAGUGGAAGAGUACAUGGCCAAGAUUGAGACCCUCGCGAGGCAACUCCUGGAGCUUCUCACGGAAGGCUUGGGAUUGGAGCCCACGUUGUUCAAUCAUUACGUGGAGCAAGAGCGCAUGAUGUCAAUGCGGUUCAACCUGUACCCUCCAUGCCCGCAGCCCGACCUCGCAAUUGGCUUGCGCGCGCACACCGAUCCUCACCUGCUCACCAUUUUGCACCAGGACGAGAUUGCUGGACUACAAGUGCACAUCGACGACCAGUGGAUCACCGUCAAGCCGCGCCCCAACUGCUUUGUCGUCAAUGUCGGUGAUCUCUUUCAGGUCUUGAGCAACACGAAGUACAAGAGCGUGCUGCACAGAGCAGCCGUGAACGGGACUUCCAAGCGUCUCUCCCUGGCCUGUUUCCUGAACCCGCCUCUGAGCGCAACGGUGGAGGCGCCCCCGGAGCUCAUCACACCCGAGCGGCCGCAAGUGUACCGCCCCUUCACAUGGGGAGAAUAUCUCUCUAACGCCUACAAAUUCCAUCCGGCCACUGGCGGUGAGCGGCACGAGCGGUUCUUCCUGGAGAGAUGACCUUGGCAUCAUCUCCACCGUGUUGGUUCAUGUUGUUUCUCUCGCAGCUUUGACCCCGUGACUCAAACGUGCGAUGCACCCAACUGGCAGUACCUACGUUCGGAGUAAAGCUCCGAGUAGGAAUAAAAAACACACACACACAUCGGCAAAGCAAAGGGUGUUUCACUCGUAUUGCAGCCAAACUGAUCCCACAACGGGCCAAUGUACCUCAUUCUUUCACUGGAAUGGUCAACCAUACCAUCGUUGAGCAUCUGGAGAUGGGAGGGAUACAACAAGUCCAUCAAAGACGAAAUCCAACAACAGAACCGGAAUGUGGAUGUGGGCAUGGUGAGGGAGCUCGCCGGCUGAUUCUCGGAGUCCAGUCAGGCAAGCUGGGGUAAAUACUUGAACAGGGAUUGAAGGUCGGAGGUCUGACGAACUGAAGAAGAUGAUUGACUUGAGCCUGUGUGGCAAUUUUGUGAGUGCACUUGGCAGGAGUUUAGAAGAGCGCAGUAGCAUAGUUAGGAGUUAGGAGGAGUUAGGAGGUGGUUGGUGGAGGAGCUCUCAUUUUGACAUCAGUCGGCUGGAUUGUUGUACAUUAGUAGCAAUGCUGAGGCCUCACUGGGAGGCAGGGAGGGAGGGAGGGAGGGAGGGAGCUGUGAACACACACACACACACAAUAUUCACCACUUGUGUAUAAUACCCCCAACUCUUGCAAGCAGUUGCUGUACAUUCGCGAAGUACAUGUUAUUGCUCCUGCCACAUCCCUCCCUCUCCCAAUUUUUUGAAUAAAACACACAAAAAUACACACAUA